GGGCUGGCCGCUGGCCGGGCGAGGAUGGAGGCUUCGGGCUACUCUCUCGGGCCCAGCGGUGCCUUUGAAGAUGAGACCGUGAAACUUCGGCAGCAAAAACUUGAUAAUCAGAGAGCACUGCUGGAGAAGAAGCAGAGGAGAAAACGCCUUGAGCUACUCAUGGUCCAGCCAAACGCAGAAGUCAGGCUCUGCCACUCCAGGCCAAGAGGCAGAGAGGAACAAACUCGAUUAGUGGAACCUGAUGCCCUUGGCAACGAUGCCAUCCUACAUGGCAUUGAUGGUCCAGCUGCCUUCCUGAAGCCAGAGACCCAAGAUUUGGAAACCAAACUUCACCUUCUCUCAGUCGGCUCUUCUGCUACAGAAGAAGAUACCGACCAGAUCUUGGAUGAAGAAGGCACAACGGAGACGGCUGCGAAGCUAGAUCUUCAGGAGAUCCUCCAGAAGCAUGGAAUCUCAGGCAGUUUAAACUUUGAUGAGGAGGAGACCGAUGGGGAGGAAGAAGGAGGGAAAGAAUUAAGAUCACAUUCACCAAAUUCAGAAACAGAAAGACCCGAUUCUGCAUCCAGCCAGAAAUCAACCGCAGGUCCAGGGGCUUCCGGUUCUGCAGCACAGCAGACUGAAAACCAGCUGGGGGAAGUGGAGAAUUUAGAGGAGUUUGCAUACAGCCCUGCCCCCCGAGGUGUCACAAUCAAGUGUCGAAUAAUCAGGAAUAAAAAUAGAAUGGAUCGCCGUCUCUUCCCCACUUAUUGUAUGUUCUUGGAAAAAGAUAAAAAUCAAAAGAGGUUUCUUCUUGCAGCAAGAAAGCGGAAAAAGAGCAAAACUUCCAAUUACCUCAUCUCCACUGAUCCUCUAGAUUUAUCUCGUGCGGGGGAAAAUUACAUCGGCAAACUCAGAUCUAACCUCACGGGCAGCAGGUUCACAGUGUAUGACCAUGGGGUCAGCCCCACCAAGGCCCAGGGACUGGUAGAGAAGGCCCACACCCGGCAAGAGCUGGCGGUCAUCUGCUACGAAACAAAUGUACUUGGGUUUAAAGGCCCUAGGAAAAUGUCUGUGAUUAUUCCCGGGAUGAAUAUGAGUCAUGAACGGAUACCUUUUCGGCCACGAAAUGACCACGAGAGCUUAUUUUGCAAAUGGGAAAACAAAAUAAUGGAGAAUUUGAUUGAACUGCACAACAAGGCCCCCGUCUGGAAUGAUGACGUCCAGUCCUACGUCCUGAGCUUUCAUGGCCGGGUCACGCAGGCGUCUGUGAAGAACUUCCAGAUCGUCCACGACAAUGACCCCGACUAUAUCGUCAUGCAGUUUGGACGUGUGUCGGAGGACAUAUUUACGUUGGACUACAACUACCCCCUGUGCGCCAUCCAGGCCUUUGCCAUUGGGCUUUCUAGCUGUGACAGCAAGCUGGCCUGUGAGUGAGAGAACGGAACCGCAGGCGCAGAACUGACCUGCAUCGCUGUGGCGCUCUCAGAAGCAGAUCGUUAGUCUCCCUCGUCCCAAGACAUACACGCGUAUCUCUUUGGUGAAACACCCGAGUGUGCGUGUACACACACUCAAACUCCAUAGGGCUUUUUAGGCUUAAUCAGGAAUCGCAGUUGAGCACGGUUGAGAGAUCAUUGACAGCACCUUGGUCACUGCUCACGAGUCCAGUCUCCUCUAGCUUCCCGGAGAAGAGCAAUUCCCCACCUUGCCUUUAUUCUCCAGGGCAGGGCUUGCACACAUUGACUUCUGCAAAGGACAGACAGUAAAUACUGUCGUCUGCACGAGCCCAGUCUCUAAACUACUCAGCUGUGUCGCUGUAGCCUGAAAGCAGCCACAGACCGCUCAUGGUGAGUGUGGCUGUCUUCCAGUGCAGUCCUAUUUACACAAGUUGACAACAGGCCAGGUUUGGCCCAGGCCCUAGUUUUGCCAACACCUGCUUCAGGUAUGUCCGCAUCAGCUGUGGGCUUGGAACCCUUUCACAAUAAAUCUAUAGUCAGGAGAUGCUCAGUGGAGAAUGAGUAUAUUUGGGAAGCAGCAGCGGUUCAGAUGAGAGCUAAAGACUGGUUGCACAGCAUCUCUGUAGGCAGUUUCUACUUUCUUUGAUGGUGAUGGUUCCUCGUGCAGAUUCCACCAUCACGGUGGGGAAAUGCCUUCAGUUGCCAUCUGGAGUCCACGCAGGUGACUUAGCUCUGCUGCCCCAUCAGAGCCCCCACAGGAGGAGGCGGCAGCAGCCACCAUUCCCCAGAAGCAUUAGUGCUCACUCGUAAACAAAUUUAGAAGCGCACUUCCUGGUGCAGCAAGUGUGGCGUUUGUCUCCCAGAACCGGCCUGUGUCCCCCUGGGCUGGGAAGGCACUGGGGCCACAGGAACCCCUGCCCCUCAGCAGGUUGGCUAGCGCUGAUCUUAGUCUCAAAGCGGCUCUGGCCCAGUGUUUGAUCAAUAUGUAAGAAUUUGAUGUCAUUGUUUUAAUUUCUGUGAAGACCUUAACGCGUCAACUCUGAAAGUGACCGUAGUGCGUUACAGCUGAGGGUCAUUUGACAGUGCCUCCCCCAGCGACACGGGCCAAGGAGACCCGGACCCUCCCUGUAGGCAGUGUAAGAGGCAAGAGCACAUUCUCUGUGGUGACUUCUCAUCGUCACUGUCAAGGCAGAGGUUAUGGUAAGCACGUUAGAGCUGCGGGCAGCUGGUCCUCCCAGGUCCUAAGACUCCUCCUGAGCGGUCCACAUGGUUAGCACCUCCCAGCAGACUGUGUGGACGGCGCCGUCCAGUCCAGAGCCUGCGCACUGAGCAGUUACCAGCACAGGGCAUGCACCAGCGGCUCUUCCCGCCUGCUGCUGCUGCUAAGUCAAGCCUCCUGUGCUGGGGUCGAGGAGCAGGGACUGCUGGCUCCCAGGCCCCACAUGCUUUCCUGUGGCAUGAUUGGAUUCCUCUCAGGCAUGCUCCCCAUCAAGUGCCUCAUGGACAGAAGUGCGCUCGGGCCCUUCCCAACUCCCUCCCACCGUCCCGCCGGACUGCCUGCGCAGCCAGCCACCCCGGUUGAAAGCAGGAAGCUGCUCACUUCUCCAUGAGCAGCGCAGGGAUGGACGGAUGGACCGCAGCAGCGGCUGAGGGAAGGGGUGCUACCGCCGGGGGAGGGGAUCUGAUCCUGCGGGGGACCCCUGCACUAUCUUCCUUGGAGGACACCAGGGGACUCCCUGGGUCUUUCAAUCCAAUUUCCCCACACCCCUGAAGCCCCCGGGUGUCUUCCAGCUUCCUGUGCGCGGUGAUUGGUUUUACAUAAAUCAUAUUUAUACCUUUUGUAUGCUAAAAAAUAAAAGAUGAUUUAUA
Molecule: messenger RNA, 3302 nt
Organism: Echinops telfairi (small Madagascar hedgehog)
Lineage: Eukaryota; Metazoa; Chordata; Mammalia; Afrosoricida; Tenrecidae
Gene: TULP3
Product: TUB like protein 3
Exons: 11
Coding region: 25-1413 (462 amino acids)
Biological process (GO): protein localization to cilium
Cellular component (GO): cilium
Source: RefSeq, a predicted model, not a curated record